CCACUGCCUGCUCAGCCACAAGCGCCACUGCCUGCUCAGCCACAAGCGCCACUGCCUGCUCAGCCACCAGCGCCACCGCCGCAGCUACCAGCGCCAUCGCCGCCGCAACCAGCACCACUGCCUGCUCAGCCGCCAGCUUCACCGGCACCGCCAGCAAAUCCAGCCGCUCCAGUAGCAUGGUCGCGUGCUGCUGUGCCCAAGUUUGAAGAAGGGGAAGAUAUCGAGCAGUAUCUAACUACGUUUGAACGGCUUGCGACUGCCUACCGGUGGCCAGGGGAGGACUGGGCCGUGUACUUAGUGCCGUACCUGAGUGGCAAAGCCCGCAGUGCUUAUGUGGCCAUGGACAUGAAUGACUCAAUGGAUUAUCACAAGGUAAAAGAGGCAAUCCUGGGAAAGUACGAAAUAAAUGAAGAAGUCUACCGGAGAAGGUUUCGGGAGCCAGAUGCCAGGCCUGGGGAGUCCCCCAAAGAACUGUACCAGCGUCUGAAGGAUUUAUUUCGUAAAUGGAUUAGACCGGAGGACAAGACGGUUGAAGAAAUAGGAGAAGCCCUCAUCUUGGAACAGUUUUUUCGUACUCUGUCUCCUGAUGUCAGAGUGUGGGUGAAAGAGCACAACCCACGGACUGGCCAGCAGGCUGCAGAACUGGUGGAGAACUUUGUCGCUGCCCGCAGAGGUCCAAAGAACUUCCGAAGUGAGACCAGUUCCAGGCCCCUGACCCGUGGUAGGUAGGAUGGGGGAUAAAAGUUCUUACAUGCCCCCUAGACAUGCCACUUUCCCCAAAGAACGCCCACCAGAGCGCUCACGUGUCAUAUGUCACCAUUGUGGCCAAGAAGGUCACAUUAAGCCUGACUGCCCUGCGAGAAAGCCCAUAGGUAGUAGCCACUGUUGUCUCCCAGGGUGCGAGGAGCAAGAACAGGGGGUUAUGGGUAGGUUACAGACUGUCCCAGUGCUAGUGAGUGGUAAGGUGGCGAGGGCUCUGAUUGAUACAGGGAGCUCUCAAACCUUAGUUCAGCCCCACUUAGUGGACAAAAAGGACUGUAUAUCUGGUAGAACCCUAAAAGUAAUUUGUGUCAAUGGGGAUGAACAUGAAUACCCCGUGGCCAAAGUAUAUGUGGAAGUGCAUGGUCAGACCUAUAGACUAACUGUUGGAAUUGUGGAGAGACUAAGUCAUCCAGUAGUCUUAGGACAGGAUAUUUUGGUACUGCCAGAGUUGGUGCAAGCCAAUAAGCCUGUCAAUGUGGUAGUCACUAGGUCUCGGACAAAAGCUCAGACAGAAGAGCCCCUAGAACCAGGUUCCCUGAGAGAGAUGCCCUUUUUUGGAAGUGAGGUAGUACCCCCUCCCAAGCUAAAGACUAGGAAAAGUCACAGGCAAAGGCGAAGGGAGAGACUAGUGGGGACACUUCAGAAUGAACAGGAUGGGGAGGACAUUCAAAUAGGGGGUGGAGCUUGGGAAGACAUUACUGAGGACAUGGAACAGCUACAGAACCAGGACCCUACAUUGCAGGAGGCCUAUGGCAAAGUUAGCAGUGUGGAUGGUGUGGCAACGGGUGUUCCAGCUAGCCUGUCUGGAGAAAGCUAUGUGUUGCGAGAUGGCUUAUUGUACCACCAGUCAGAGGGGAAUAUGCCAGAGCAGCUAGUGGUGCCUACGGUGCUGAGAGAACGAGUGCUGUCCCUGGGUCAUAGCAUCCCCUGGGCAGGACAUCUCAGUACUGCCAAAACUUUUGAGAGGGUUGCUGCCAGGUUCUAUUGGCCAGGAAUGUAUAAAGAGAUCCAAGACCUUUGUAAAUCCUGUCCUGUGUGCCAGCUGACUAGUAAGCGGAAGACUAGUCCAUUUCCCCUCCAGCCCCUUCCCAUUAUUGAAGUCCCCUUUACACGGAUAGGAAUGGAUAUUGUUGGGCCACUCGAGAGAACCCAGAGAGGGCACCGGUAUAUCUUAGUAGUGUGUGAUUACGCUACCCGUUAUCCAGAGGCCUUUCCCCUUCGUAAAGUGACAGCUACCACCAUCUCCCAAGCUAUCCUACAGCUGUUCUCUAGGGUAGGGAUACCCCAAGAGAUCAUCACUGACCAGGGAACAGCCUUUGUAGCCAAAAAGAUGAGACAGGUCUAUAGUUUACUGGGGAUUAAGGGGAUCAGGACCACACCCUAUCAUCCCCAGACUGAUGGUCUGGUUGAGCGAUACAAUCAGACACUCAAGGGUAUGCUCCGAAAGUAUGUGUCUGCCAAUGGGAAAGACUGGGACCGCUGGCUGCCAUAUUUGCUGUUUGCAUACCGUGAGGUGCCCCAAGCUUCCACUGGCUUUGCCCCAUUUGAACUGCUUUAUGGAAGACCAGUGAGAGGGCCCUUGGAUUUACUAAAAGAAGCCUGGGAGGGGCCAAAAGCACCCCAGACCAACAGUAUCCUUUCCCAUGUCCUUCAAAUGAGGGAGAAAAUGGAGGAGAUGACGGAGCUGGUCCGGAACAACAUGGAACAGGUGCAACAUCGCCAGAAGGUCUGGUAUGACAAGACUGCCAGACAACGGACUCUCGAGCCGGGGCAGAAGGUCCUUUUGCUCCUUCCCACGUCGGAGAACAAGUUGCUUGCACAGUGGCAGGGGCCGUUCACUGUUACCCGCAAGAUGGGCCCUGCCACAUAUGAAAUCAACAUGCCAGGCCGGAGGAGGACAAAGCAGGUGUUCCACGUCAACCUGUUGAAGGAGUGGCGAGAGCGGGUCACCCAAGGUAGCCUGCAGCUCCUGGUGCAAACUGUUGGAGAGGAAGACAGUGACAGUACAGAGCAGUUUUUUCCAGCUACUCAACCACCCGCCGCUCUUGACCUGGCGCACCUCACUCCACAACAGCAGAGGGAGCUAGCGGCCAUCAUUCCCUCAGGACUGUGCCAAGACAAACCGGGUUUCACCACGGUGGUGGAGCACUCCAUCCCACUGAAGGACACCACUCCGGUGCGGCAAAGGAUGUAUCGAAUCCCCGAGUGUCUACUGCCUCUGCUUAAAGAAGAGGUGGAGGAGAUGCUGUCCCUAGGGGUCAUCGAGAGGUCCUAUAGUGAGUGGAGCAAUCCAGUCGUCCUGGUGCCUAAAAAGGAUGGGACGAUCAGAUUCUGCAUUGAUUUCCGCAAGGUAAAUUCCCAGUCCCAUUUUGAUGCCUACCCCAUGCCACGGCUAGAGGAUCUAAUUGAACGGCUGGGUAAGGCCAGCUUUAUUACCACCCUUGAUUUGUGCAAGGGUUACUGGCAGGUGCCCCUCGCUAAGCAGGACAGACCCUACACGGCUUUCAGAACUCCGCAAGGGUUGUUCCACUUCAUGGUUAUGCCAUUUGGCCUGCAGGGGGCGCCAGCCACAUUCCAGAGACUCAUGGACUGUGUUCUUGAAGGUACCGAAUCCUUCGCCGCAGCAUAUUUGGAUGACAUUGUAAUUUAUAGUACCAGCUGGACGGACCACCUACGCCAUCUCUCCGAUGUGCUGCAGCGCAUCCAAAGAGCUGGACUUACAGUGCAUCCAAAGAAAUGUGACUUUGCCAAAGCAGAGGUCCGUUACCUGGGCCAUGUGCUGGGUAGGGGGCUGAUUAGGCCCCAGACCGACAAGGUACAAGCCAUACGGGACUGUCCCCAGCCGCAGACUAAAAAGGAGGUACGGUCCUUCCUGGGUCUGGCGGGCUGGUACCGCAGGUUUGUGCCAGACUUUGCCUCUCGCGCUGCACCCCUUUCGGACCUAACUCGGAAAUCCGGGUCUGGUCAACUGCAGUGGGGGGCAGAGCAGGAGAGGGCCUUUAAUGACCUGAAGGGGGCUCUGUGUCAGGGCCCAGUCUUGCAGAGCCCAGACUUUGACCAGCCGUUCACAGUCCAGACUGACGCCUCUGGCAUUGGACUGGGGGCGGUUUUGCUCCAAGGGGAAGGAUCGGACCAGCGGCCUGUGGCUUACAUUAGCCGCAAACUGUUCCCCCGUGAAACACGGUAUGCUGCUGUUGAACUGGAAUGUUUGACCAUUAAAUGGGCCCUAGACACUUUCAAAUAUUACUUGCUCGGCAGAGACUUUUUGCUACAAACUGACCACCAGGCUCUUCAGUGGCUUGGCCGGAUGAAAGACUCUAACGCCAGGAUUACCAGAUGGUUCCUGGCUCUGCAGCCAUACAGGUUCCAGGUUGAGUAUCGGCCUGGAAAGCAAAAUGUGGUUGCGGAUUUCUUGUCUCGCCACCCUGGUGGUGAGACUUCAGAGGUGGAGGGAAAUGUGAGAAGUUGAACUUUCCCCCUUCUCCCUAUAUCGGACUUUAAAGACGUUUCGGUGCACUCUUGAAAUGCGAGAGAGGGAGAGACUCCACUCGGUUGCACACACACAUACAGUACAUGCACCCAUACGCACACAGUCACCCGCCACAUCUCCCUGGCGUAUAAACGAUGUUGUGUGUUUGUUUGAAGUAUUGUUUCAUGUUGUGUAAAGUGUGUUUGGUGUAUAGUUUUGUCUAAUCGUUAGUGUCGGGAGUUUUGCCGCCAGUUUGGCGUUCAUUCAUGCGUCAGACCAAAUGUUUGGUCUGCCGCGAUUUUUCUUUAGUUUUGCCUUUAGUUCUGUCUUUCUUUGUUCCCGGUAACUUAAACACAUAGUGUGGUACCCACUGUCAUUCCAUUUACCAUUUGCAUUCACUGUACAACGCCUGUAAACCGGUUAACAUUCACCAUACUCACAACACUUCCUGGUGCUUCGGCUUCCCAGCCACUGUCCCAUUGCGGAAGCGCGCUUCGCGUUGGGACAGUGCUUUUACCAACAUCCCACAGGGGGAGGG
This is a messenger RNA of Alosa sapidissima (American shad), 4769 nucleotides long. RefSeq lists its product as uncharacterized. The transcript has 2 exons. Gene Ontology annotation, biological process: DNA integration. The record is from RefSeq and is a predicted model, not a curated record. Gene Ontology annotation, molecular function: nucleic acid binding; zinc ion binding. Lineage: Eukaryota; Metazoa; Chordata; Actinopteri; Clupeiformes; Clupeidae. Bases 731 to 4231 code for a protein of 1166 amino acids.